This is a messenger RNA of Blepharisma stoltei, 357 nucleotides long. The record is from the annotation of a GenBank genome assembly. NCBI's taxonomy places the organism in Eukaryota, Ciliophora, Heterotrichea, Heterotrichida, Blepharismidae.
AUGGUGCUAGUUUCCAAGAGCGAGAAGAGACAGAUAUACCAGUACUUAUUGAAGGAAGGAACACUAGUAGUUAGAAAAGACGCAGGUCUUCCAAGACACCAAGAUAUUCCUGUUGCUAAUCUCAAGAUUAUGAUGGUAUGCAAAAGCUUGAAAUCAAGAGGAUUGAUUGAGGAAAAAUUCAACUGGCAGUGGUUCUACUACUACUUGAAUGAGAAAGGGAUUCUAGCUAUGUGCGAGUAUCUUGGGUUGCCUUCUAACAUUAGACCAGAUAUCUAUAAGGCACCAGCCGUCAAGAAGCCAAGGGAAAAUGAGGACAGACCUCGAAGAGGAUUUGGCAGAGGCCUUAAGAAGGAAUAA